Messenger RNA from Elaeis guineensis (African oil palm), 3403 nucleotides. Its product is annotated as FT-interacting protein 3. The record is from RefSeq and is a predicted model, not a curated record. NCBI's taxonomy places the organism in Eukaryota, Viridiplantae, Streptophyta, Magnoliopsida, Arecales, Arecaceae.
UGUCAUUUCAUUUUAUCCCCAAUUAUCUGAAAAUUCUCGCCUCUAUUAAAUAACUAAUACCCCUCACCUCCGCCUUCUACUCUCCACCGCGGCUGCAGCGCCAGUGAGCGUUGCUUCCUCUUACCGCGAGAGAAAGAGAGGGAUGGGGAAGGAAGAGAAGCUGGUGGUGGAGGUGGUGGCGGCGCACAACUUGAUGCCUAAAGAUGGGCAGGGUUCGUCGUCGCCGUUCGUGGAGGUGGAGUUCGAGCACCAAAAGCGGCGGACGAGCUCGAAAGCGAAGGACUUGAACCCGGUUUGGAAUGAGAGGUUGGUUUUCUCUAUCUUUGAUCAUGAUGAUUUGCCCUACCGUGCCAUUGACGUUGGUGUCUACAAUGAGCGCGGGGUCGGUCCCGGCGGCCGGAACUUUUUGGGGAAGGUGCGCGUUCCCGCCGCCGGCGUCCCUGCCCCGGGGGAGGAGGCCGUUCCCCAGCUCUUCACCCUCGAAAAAAGGAGCCUUUUUUCUCACAUUCGCGGAGAGAUAAGUCUUAAGAUAUACCGGACCACCGGCGACGGAGCCCCCGCGGCGGCGGGGAACAAUGAUAAGAGGGUUGCGAAGGCCAAGGCGCACGUGCCGGAGAAGCCGCAGACGAAACAAGCCGCGAUGGCGGUGGUCCAACCUCCUCAAACCCAGAAGCCCGCUGUGCCGCCGGUUGGGCCGGCCGACCACCCUGCUCCGCCCGACGUCAAGCCGGUGGUGCUCGCCUCUGGCUCGCCCAUGGGCCAUGAACCGUACCCCGGCGCCGGGGUCAUGCCCGUCGGCCAGGACUUCGCUCUGAAGGAGACCCGUCCCCAGCUCGGCGGCGGAGGCGGUGGUGGCGGCGCCCACCGCAACAAGGCGAGCGCCACCUACGACUUGGUCGAGCAGAUGCAGUACCUUUACGUCCGGGUGGUCCGCGCCCGGGACCUCCCUCUCGCCGGGGGCGGCGAGUCCCACGCGGAGGUGAAGCUCGGGAACUACCGGGGGCUGACCCGCCCUGCCGGAACCCACUACUGGGACCAGGUUUUCGCCUUCUCCAAAGACACCAUCCAGUCGUCGGCGGUGGAGAUAUUCGUCAAGGAGAAGGACAAAGAGGAUUUCAUCGGACGGCUGGCUUUCGAUCUCAGCGAGGUCCCGCGACGGGUCCCUCCGGACAGCACGCUGGCUCCGCAGUGGUACCGAAUGGAAGACAGGAAAGCGGAGAAGGUCAAAGGAGAGGUCAUGGUCUCGGUCUGGUUCGGGACCCAGGCGGACGAGGCCUUCGCCGAGGCCUGGCACUCCAAGGCCGCCGGUGUCCACGGGGACGGCCUCGCCUCAAUCAAAUCCAAAGUAUACGUCGCGCCCAAGCUCUGGUACCUCCGCGUCUCCGUUAUCGAGGCCCAGGAUCUCGUCCCCGGCAAAGAAGGCGCCGCCGCGAUGGGCCGGUUGCCGGACCUCUUCGCUAGGGCCCAAGUCGGGAACCAGGUGCUCCGGACCCGGUCCGCCCCCGUCACGCCGAAUCGCGGUCCGUCCAACCCACUCUGGUACGAAGAUCUCAUGUUCGUCGUGGCGGAGCCGUUCGAUGACGUGUUGAUGGUUUCUAUCGAGGACCGUCUGGGUCCCAGCAAGGACGAGAUCCUGGGCCGGGUUGUGAUCCCGGUUUCGGCCAUCGAGCGGCGGAUGGACGAGAAGCCGGUGGCGUCCAGUUGGGCCACGCUCGACCGGGGUCAGCCCGGAGGGCCGGGACGGUUCGGGAGCCGGGUGCACCUCCGGCUUAGCCUGGACGGCGGGUAUCAUGUGCUGGACGAGGCGACCGCGUACAGCAGCGACCUCCGGCCAACGGCGAAGCAGCUGUGGUCCCCGCACGUGGGGGUCCUCGAGCUCGGGGUCUUGGGGGCUUCCGGCCUGAUGCCGAUGAAGGUCCGGGAGGGGAAGGGUGGGACAACCGACGCCUACUGCGUGGCCAAGUACGGCCAGAAGUGGAUCCGGACUCGGACCGUCGUCGAUUCGGUGUCCCCCCGGUGGAACGAGCAGUACACCUGGGAGGUGUUCGACCCUUGCACCGUCAUCACCGUCGGCGUCUUCGACAACUGCCACAUCGACAAGAAUCCCGCCCAGGCCGGCGGUGGCGGGCCCCGCGACAGCAGGGUCGGAAAGGUGCGGAUCCGGCUGUCCACUCUGGAGACCGAUCGGGUGUACACCCACGCUUACCCGUUGCUGAUGUUGCAUCCAUCCGGUGUGAAGAAGAUGGGGGAACUCCACCUGGCCGUCCGUUUCUCGUGCGCCAACACAGCGAACAUGCUCCAUGCCUACAUCCGCCCGCUGCUCCCCAAGGUGCACUACGUGGACCCUUUGAUGGUUCGGCAGGUGCAGAACCUGCGGUUCCAGGCGACUAACGUGGUGGCUGCCCGGCUAGGCCGGGCCGAGCCGCCGCUUGGCCGGGAGGUGGUAGAGUACAUGCUCGACCAUGGGUCCCACCUGUGGAGCAUGAGGCGGAGCAAGGCCAACUUCUUCCGUCUCGUCUCGGUGCUCUCCGGUCCCAUCGCCAUCGGCCGUUGGGUCGAUGCGACCCGCAGCUGGCACCGCCCCGUGCACUCGUUCCUCUUCGUCGCUCUCUAUGUCGUGUUUGCCUUGUUCCCGGAGCUGAUCCUUCCGACCGCGUGCUUUACAAUGGCGGGAGUGGGGCUGUUGCGGUACCGGUGGCGGCCGCGCCACCCGCCGCACAUGGACACCCGGCUGUCGCAUGCUGAUGCGGUAUACGCGGAUGAAUUGGACGAGGAGUUUGAUACGUUCCCGACGAGCCGGAGCGGAGAGCUUGUGCGGAUGAGGUAUGACCGGCUGCGGAGCGUGGCGGGGCGGGUGCAGACGGUGGUGGGGGACAUGGCAUCUCAAGGAGAGAGGGUACAGGCACUGCUGAGCUGGAGGGAUCCGCGGGCGACGUUCCUCUUCAUGCUCUUCUGUCUGAUGGCAGCUGCGGUGUUCUUUUUCGUUCCCUUCCGGGCACUGAUGGUGGCAUGGGGGAUCUAUGUGCUGAGGCCACCGAGGUUCAGGAACCGGCUGCCGUCGCCGGCGAUGAGCUUCUUUAGGAGGCUUCCAAGUAAGGCUGAUAGCUUGUUGUGAAAGAAGUGGGAAAAAUGGUGCAUUGUUUUGGAUUCUUGGAAGGUACAGUGGUUUUGGUGUAGUGUUGCUCCCUGGCUAGCUGUUUGUUGCGAGUGGUUGCGUCCCUGUAGCGGUAGGUUGUUUAUUUUAUCAUUAUGAUGUUGUAGUAAUGUGGAACAUGGAGCUUGUCGUUUUGUACCAGGUUCCUAUGUAUUUAUAUGUAAGUGUUUGUCAUGUAUUGGUGUUUGUACUUGGUCCAAAGUUGUUUGGAGCAAUGUAUGGAUCAUUGCCUUUUUGUUGUUGUUAAAA